GAUUGAUCAGCAGGUGACCUUUGCCCAGCUCCCUGGGCCCUCAGUGCCCGCUGCCCUGGGGACAAUAUAAAACAGGUCAGAACCCUCUUGCCUGCUUACUCAGUUCAUCCCAAGAAGCAGCUGCUCCAGGAACAAAGGUGCCAUGCAGCCCCGGGUCCUCCUCGUUGCUGCCCUCCUGGCGCUCCUGGCCUCUGCCCAAGUUUCCGAGGCAGAGGAUGCCUCCCUUCUGGACAAAAUGCAGGACUACAUGAAGCAGGCCACCAAGACCGCCAAGGACACACUGACCAGCGUGCAGGAGUCCCAGGUGGCCCAGCAGGCCAGAGGCUGGGUGACCGACAGCUUCAGCUCCCUCAAAGACUACUGGAGCACGUUCAAGGGCAAGUUCUCUGAAUUCUGGGAUCCUGUCCCGAACCCCACACCGCCUUCAUCCGACGCCAUCUGAGAUCUCAGUACCCCAAGUCCACCUGCCCAUCCAUCCUGCCAGCUCCUUGGGUCCUGCAGCCUCCCAGGGCUGCCCCCAAAGUUCGCUUGAAAGGGACAACAUUCUCAGUGCCCUCCCACCCCACCCCAGACCUGGCCCACCCCCUGGGUGUGCUGUCCUUCCAAUAAAGCUGGACAAGAAGCUGCCAUGA
Orcinus orca (killer whale) is the source of this 632-nucleotide messenger RNA. It is a transcript of the gene APOC3, whose product is annotated as apolipoprotein C3. The transcript is spliced from 4 exons. Gene Ontology annotation, molecular function: high-density lipoprotein particle receptor binding; lipase inhibitor activity; phospholipid binding. Gene Ontology annotation, cellular component: spherical high-density lipoprotein particle; intermediate-density lipoprotein particle; extracellular region. Gene Ontology annotation, biological process: lipoprotein metabolic process; cholesterol homeostasis; negative regulation of triglyceride catabolic process. Lineage: Eukaryota; Metazoa; Chordata; Mammalia; Artiodactyla; Delphinidae. The coding region runs from base 143 to 442 and encodes 99 amino acids. The record is from RefSeq and is a predicted model, not a curated record.